ACCUCCCCCACUCCCCUCUACAUAAACACCUUUAAAACCUGUGACAUAACUUUCAAAAAAAAUGCCACAUUAUUAAUAUCCCAUCAGAGAAAAUUUCGAGUUUCAGCCAUGUCCAUCACAGCCCUUUCAGACCCAGAUAAAUUUUACAAUAAAUCAUUCCAUGGAAGGAAUGAUUCUGGUGAGCUUGACGUGUUCGAGGCUGCGAGGUACUUCUCCGGAUACCAUGAAGCUGGUGGCUAUAGUGCUACAAAUUUUACUCCGAAUAAGAUCAUGAGAGAUGAGAUCAGGCCGCAGGGUAGUAGAGUAGGCAGAAUGAGCUUAGACGUUCCAAUUAUGAGAAACUCUCUUCCUCAUCGACCACAACAUGGAGUGGAAAAGCAAAUGAAAGAAAAGAAGUACAAGCAGCCCAGCUCUCCGGGUGGACGACUGGCUAGUUUCUUGAAUUCUCUCUUCAGUCAAUCAGCUUCUAAGAAGAAGAAAUCAAAAUCGGCAGCACAGUCCAUGAAAGAUGAUCAAGAGGAGAGCCCUGGUGGAAGAAGGAAGAGGAGGAGCAGCAUUAGCCAUUUUAGCAGCUCAAGUACCGCUGAUUCCAAGUCUAUACAUUCUGCUUCAAGAAAUUCAGGCUUUAGGACACCUCCUCCUCCUCAUGCACAAACGCCUACAAAGAGCUAUAAGGAUUUUGGAAGCUGUUCAGAACAUCACAAACAAAUGGGGUCUUUGUCAAAGUACAACAUUGGGCACGCAAGAUCCACGGUUCUACAUAAUGAUCAGGUCUUGGAUAUUGACAAAAUCAGAAACAAAGACUUAACCUGGUUGGAUGCAAAAAUGGCAGUCAGCAAUGGCUUUCCAGGAAAAUGCAAGAAUCUCAGUAAAGAGUAUUCGGAUAAAGAUGGGAUUUGGGUGCAUAAAUCUUCACCGGGGGAGAAGGGAUUCAGGAGUUUCGGUGAGGAAGAUGAUGGUGCUGAAAGUGAUUCAAGCUCUGAUCUGUUUGAGUUGCAAAACUAUGACUUGGGUGACUAUUCAAGUGGUCUGCCUGUCUAUGAAACUACCAACAUGGAUAGCAUCAAGAGAGGAGCAACAAUUUCCAACGGCAAUCAAUGAUACUGUAUAUUUACUCUUCAUGUUGAUGUUAGAAUCCGUAAUAUCAAAGAAAAUCUCCAAGAUUUUACUUUUCUUUUUUCUUUUUUUCUUUUUUCUUUUUCUGUUUAUUGAUUUCCGCUUCUCUCUCUGAUAGCUCUUACAGGUUUUUUAUCAGUUUAUGUGCAGUUUGGGAA
Messenger RNA from Carya illinoinensis, 1274 nucleotides. RefSeq names its product protein BIG GRAIN 1-like E. Gene Ontology annotation, biological process: auxin-activated signaling pathway. The transcript has a single exon. Lineage: Eukaryota; Viridiplantae; Streptophyta; Magnoliopsida; Fagales; Juglandaceae. The annotation marks the transcript as partial. The record is from RefSeq and is a predicted model, not a curated record.